AUUACUCAAUAUCGUAUAGAAACUGAAUAAAAAUUUCAUUUCAGAUUUUUUUUAAAUCCAAAUUGCUCGUUUAUGGAGAGGCUUCCAUAUCCAAUUCCCUUAAAUCCAAAUGCCAAAUAUCUACCCAAUUCGAUUUCGAAUGUUCUGUACAGCAUUCAGAAAUUUGAUCAAAGUACGCUUGCUUGGCCGACUUGCCAAAGGAAAACGGAUGUCUCUUUCUCUACUGGAAAAGCGUUCACUUCGCCAUCGGAGGUUCCUUUAGCCGGAACUGAGUCCUUCGUGGUCCAAAAUAAAAGACAAUAUGCAUCCCUAGGUAAUGCUAGGGAAGCCAAGAAGAAUACCUUCUAUCAAAUUCUUCAAGCCAGCCAAGAUCAGCCAUGCUUUCCACAGAGUUGCAGAAUCAAACGUAAAAAUAACGACACAAAAUUCAAAUCGGAUUUUAAAGACGACAUCAUUUACAAUGAUAUAUACGACAUAGUGAGGUCUCAUACUCAAUACAAAAGAUUACCAAAACUUGAAAAGCAACCAGAGCAACAAAAGCCAUUUUCUGCGAGUCCUCCUGUGGUGGAAGUCUAUAAAGUUCGUCCUGUUGCGACUGAAACCAAAGAAGCUAAAGGCAAAACUUGCCAGUCAAGCGCUAAGGCAAAUAAGCUUCAAGAAACAACUAAUGAGCUUUCGAAUUCAAAAAGGACAACGCAUCCGUCUAAGCCGAAGUUAACAGAAUCGAAGGGUUCAAAGAAAAAGAUAAAAAAAAUUCAAGAAAAACUGAUUGAGCCUGCGGACUCAAAAAGGACAAAACAUCCGUCUAAGUCGAGGCUAACAGACCUAAAGAGUUCGAAGAAAAAGUCAAAUAUACUUCGAGAACAAACGAAUGAGUUUUUGGAUUUAAAAAAGAAAAAUACGCAUCGUUCUAAGCCGAAGUUAACAGCAUCAAAGAGUUCAAGGAAACAGUUCGCCACAAUUACAACAAGGGAAAAUAAGAAGAAAGCCAAUUCAAAAUCCGAAAACAACAAAACAAUCCAACAGUUAUGGCCAUUACCGGAUAGAGCUUCCAGAUCAAGAUGGUCAAAAGGUCCAAAGAGAUUCCACUUUGGAGCUGGAAAACUUGGAGGAAAAGCUUAAACAGAGAACAGAAAGGACGAGUGAUAUAAAAAGAAAUUCCAAAGAAGAAUUUGGCAUGAAA
Drosophila teissieri is the source of this 1183-nucleotide messenger RNA. RefSeq lists its product as uncharacterized. The transcript is spliced from 2 exons. The record is from RefSeq and is a predicted model, not a curated record. NCBI's taxonomy places the organism in Eukaryota, Metazoa, Arthropoda, Insecta, Diptera, Drosophilidae. The coding region runs from base 73 to 1122 and encodes 349 amino acids.